AUGGCAGCAACGGCUACCACCCGCAUCCCAAAUGCCCCGGAGCAUUUCCAACGUGCUUCGGCCAAUGGCUGGCAAACCAUCUCAGCCAACGAAGCACAGAGACCACUGGAAGGGGCAGAGCUUGCAGUCAACUACUCGGAGUACUUCAACCAGGGUGAUUUUCAACUAACAUUCGCUUUCCCCUUCAGGACCAGCCUAGAUGCAGCAGUGCUUGAGAGGAGGUUCCCCGCUGCCAUCUGGUUGACCAGGACCUUACUGCCUGAGCUUGGUACGAGUACCGUCGCAACCCAAUCCUCUGCCUCGACUUCGGACCAUGUGGAUCUCGACCAUGCCACCUUUCGAGCCAUCACGAGCCUUGACCACGCCCUCGACUGGCUCGAUCAAUCAGCUUUUGUCAUCCACGACGCACAAUCCUUCCAAGAAGUAUGCGAACGAACCUCCAACGAACGAAUCGAGCCUGCCGGCCAGCACUUCCGCGCCUAUCUUGUUCUCGACCCCAAGAGCGGCCCGUCAGCCUUCGUCCUGAAUGUCUCACACGUUCUGAACGGCCAUCGUUUGCUGCACCAAGCCCAAAACGUCUUGCAGAGCUUGCUCCACCCUUCUUUCGACCAAGUCCUUCCGUCUGACUCCCGUGUUGGGUCUGGCGACACAGCUCGCCACCAGAUCGAGCUCGUCAAGGCCGUCUUCCAGCCAGAAGAUCUGAGGCACGUGCUCCCUCGGCUUCCCCAAAGCCUUCCUCAUGCAUACAAGUCUCGCUUCCAACCGAGUGCCGAGCAUUUCAACAUCGGCUCUCAGAAGCUGGCAGAGCGCUUGGAGAAUGACGCCAAGCCUACCAUCGGCAUCCCAGGCUUCAAUCAAGUGCUCACGCAAGAUCGACACUCGGAUCGACCCAUGAUCAACUUGAGGCGGUCGUUCUCGAAAGAAGAGCAGGAAAGGUUCAGGAUCCAGUGCAAGCGCAACAAGGCCACCAUCUCGUCUUACGUCUACGCAGCUGUUGUCAAGGCAAUCGAACAGCUCACUACCACCGUCGAAGCCUCUGGGAACGGAAAGACAACACAAGGGGCACACCUCACGUUUCCAGCGCACGCCAGCCGAUGGCUUCCAGAAGAGACGGCCAAGCAGUCGCGAUCCGUCGUCACCAUGGCCAUCGCCCCAGCUUCAGUCUAUCUGACCCCCGAGGAGGUCAGCCCAUCUGACGCCAAUGUGCAGGCGGGAAGCUCGCAAAACGCUCAGGUUCAAGACACGUUCCGACUGGCGAGGAUCCUAGGCAUCAAACAGAACGAAUACCUCAACAGCCCGCACAUUCUGGCCUCUCUCGACACGCUAGGCCAAGCUGGCGCGCAAGGUGUCAGGAGCAACGCCCAAGCUCUGGCGGCAGGCAACGCAGCGCCAAGUUCUGCAUCCAGCUUUUCCACGCCAACACUCACCUCACAAGGAAUCUUGGACCUUGCCAAGGACUAUCCCAUGCCAAGCACCGACAUGUCGUCCAGCAGCACAUCUCACUGGCUCCAACUCACAGAUGCCGUGCAAUACGGCCGAGCCACAAGCCCCUCGGUAUGCUUCUCGCUUUACAGCUUUGACGGAAAGCUGCAUCUAAUGGUGCACUUUGACGAGCGCCGCUUCGACCCAGCUGUGGUCACCUCCGUUCUGGAUCGAGUUUGCACCCUCAUUGAGCCAUGCUGCCAUCCUGCAUUGCUAUGA
Messenger RNA from Sporisorium graminicola, 1701 nucleotides. RefSeq lists its product as uncharacterized. Bases 1 to 1701 code for a protein of 566 amino acids. The transcript has 2 exons. NCBI's taxonomy places the organism in Eukaryota, Fungi, Basidiomycota, Ustilaginomycetes, Ustilaginales, Ustilaginaceae. The record is from RefSeq and is a predicted model, not a curated record.